AUGAGUCCGGACGAGUCGCCGGAGUCGCCGUGGCCGGACUCCAUUCCGCAGAUUGGCGAGCACUUUAUGGUGAAGCGAUCGGAUGGCUCGUGGCACGCCGCCGAGAUCAUCGAGAUCCGCGCCAUCAGCGACAAGGCGGGCGACAUCGUCAACUACGAGUUCUACGUCCACUACGAGGGCUUCAACCGUCGCCUGGACGAGUGGAUCACCCGCGCCGCCAUCGACGAGUCGCAGAAGGUGCAGCCGGCGGAGGUCGAUCCGGCCACCAUCGACACCACCGUCAUCUUCGACCCGAACGACAGCUACCGGAAGCUGACCCGAAAUCAGAAGCGCAAACACGAUGAGAUCAACCACGUGCAGAAGAGCUUCGCGGAGAUGGACCCGACGACGGCGGCGCUGGAGCGGGAGCACGAGGCCAUCACCAAGGUGAAGUACAUCGACCGCAUUCAGUUUGGCAAGUACGAGAUUGACGCCUGGUACUUCAGCCCCUACCCGGAGGAGUACGGGAAGCAGGCGAAGCUGUGGAUCUGCGAGUUCUGCCUGAAGUACAUGCGCUACGAGAGCACCUACCGCCGCCACCAGGUGAGCUGCGGCCAGAGGACGCCGCCCGGGCGUGAGAUCUACCGCAAGGACACCAUUGCCGUCUACGAGGUGGACGGGGCGGAGGCGAAGAUCUACUGCCAGUGCCUGUGCCUGCUGGCGAAGCUUUUCCUCGACCACAAGACGCUCUUCUUCGACGUGGAGCCCUUCAUCUUCUACGUGCUGGCCGAGGUCGAGCCUCGACCCAUUUCCUCCUCAUCUUCCUCCUCCUCCUCGACAGUGGCCCACAUCGUGGGCUACUUCAGCAAGGAGAAGAACAGCCCGGAGGGCAACAAUCUCGCCUGCAUCCUCACGCUGCCGCCUUUUCAGCGAAAUGGCUACGGCCGCUUCCUCAUUGCCUUCAGCUACGAGCUGAGCAAGAUGGAGGCGGUGGUGGGGUCGCCGGAAAAGCCGCUCUCCGAUCUCGGCAAGCUCAGCUACCGCUCCUACUGGGCCUGGGUGCUGCUGGAGAUCAUGCGCGAGUCGAAGACGACGGUCAUUAGCAUUCGCGACCUGUCGACGAUGACCAGCAUCACGCAGUCGGACAUUGUGAACACCCUGCAGACGAUGAACAUGGUCAAGUACUGGAAGGGCCAGCAUGUGAUCUGCGUGACGCCGAAGCUGGUGGAGGAGCACCUGAAGCAGGAGGGGCAGAAGGUGCCCCGGCUGGUGGUCGACCCGGCCGCCCUCAAGUGGACGCCCCCGGCGAGGCCGCCCAAGCCGAGGCCAAAGUAG
Molecule: messenger RNA, 1314 nt
Organism: Rhagoletis zephyria (snowberry fruit fly)
Lineage: Eukaryota; Metazoa; Arthropoda; Insecta; Diptera; Tephritidae
Source: RefSeq, a predicted model, not a curated record